Messenger RNA from Corythoichthys intestinalis (scribbled pipefish), 1984 nucleotides. RefSeq names its product kynurenine 3-monooxygenase. Gene Ontology annotation, biological process: L-tryptophan catabolic process; quinolinate biosynthetic process. The transcript has 16 exons. Gene Ontology annotation, cellular component: mitochondrial outer membrane. Bases 392 to 1807 code for a protein of 471 amino acids. Gene Ontology annotation, molecular function: FAD binding; kynurenine 3-monooxygenase activity. The record is from RefSeq and is a predicted model, not a curated record. Lineage: Eukaryota; Metazoa; Chordata; Actinopteri; Syngnathiformes; Syngnathidae.
UAGCGUUUCUUUUUCAGAAAUUUCCUAAGUAAAAGUAAAUAGUAUGGCUUAGCAAAACUACUCUUAGAAGUACAUUUUUCUCAAAAAGUUACUCAAGUAAAUGUAACGCGUUACUACCCACCUCUGCAGACAAAUGAUUAUGAUGGCAUAUUGCACAGGUGUGCUUCAAAACCACCAAGUGGAAUCUCCACUUACCCUCCAAAAGAACAAUUAGGUACAAGGAGCAAGAUAAUAAAGGACAAGCGAAGCUGUGUGUUUACAGUACUUUGGAAAGGCACACAUUAAGGGCAGUCACUUUGCUCCUCCUCUUUUAAAAAUUUACCUCAUACUCAGCUUUGUUAUUCUGAACAAGACAGACCACCUGAUUGAAUGAGAGACCACCACAGCAGGAAUGGAAAAUACAACCGACAGACAGAAGAAGAAAAAAGUUGUGGCAGUUGUAGGAGGUGGACUGGUUGGUGCAUUGAACGCCUGCUUCUUUGCCAAAAGAGGCUUUGAUGUCCAUGUGUUUGAAACUCGCAAUGAUAUACGGAAUGCAAAAAUCGUCAAAGGGAGAAGUAUCAACCUGGCUCUGUCACACAGAGGCCGACAGUCACUCAAGCAUGUUGGAAUGGAGGAGAAGAUUGUUUCUCAGGGGAUCCCCAUGCAUGCAAGAAUGAUCCAUUCACUAAAUGGCACUCAAUCUCCAAUUCCGUAUGGCAAAAAGGGCCAGUAUAUCCUGUCAGUAGACCGUGCCAAUCUGAACAAAGAACUCCUAACAGAAGCCGAGACAUAUGCAAACACAAAGUUGAACUUUGACUACAAACUACAGGACUGGAGUGCUGAAUCAGGGUUAAUGACCUUUAUCAGGCCAGACGGCUCCAAAGAACAUAUAGAAGCAGACCUCAUUGUGGGUUGUGACGGAGCCUUUUCAGCUGUUCGCAAGCAAUUCCUUCGUCAAAGCCGCUUUAACUACAGUCAGACUUACAUCCCUCAUGGCUACAUGGAGCUCACCAUGCCCCCUGUCAAUGAACAGUUUGCCAUGAAGCCCAAUUAUCUCCACAUUUGGCCCCGGAACAAGUUCAUGAUGAUUGCACUCCCCAACUUGGACAAGACUUUCACCUGCACUCUCUUCAUGCCCUUUGAAGAGUUUGAGAAGAUCACCACAGGGGAUGAAGUCAUUGAGUUUUUCCAAAAAUACUUUCCUGACAGCAUACCAUUAAUAGGAGUCGAUGCUCUCAAGAGAGAUUAUUUUCGAUUGCCUGCCCAGGCCAUGGUAUCUGUCAAGUGCUCCCCAUAUCACAUUGGUGACAAAUGUGUCCUUAUGGGUGACGCGGCGCAUGCAGUGGUGCCUUUCUAUGGACAGGGAAUGAAUGCCGGGUUUGAGGAUUGCAAAGUGUUUGAUGAAAUAAUGGAGCAGUUCAAUGAAGAUUUCAGUGCUGUCCUGCCAGAGUAUACCAGAGUGCGAGUUCCUGAUGACCAUGCGAUUGCAGACCUAGCUAUGUACAACUACAUUGAAAUGCGUGCGCAUGUCAACUCCAAAUGGUUCCUUUUCCGAAAGCGUGUCGAUAACAUCCUCCAUUUUCUCAUGCCAAAUACAAUCAUCCCACUUUACACGAUGGUGACAUUCACAAGAACACGGUACCAUGAAGCUGUGAAGCACUGGCACUGGCAAGACAAAGUUAUAAAUUGUGGCCUAUUCUUUGCUGCUACGGGAUCACUUUUGGGAGGCACAUUCCUGCUCAUCAAGAAUCCUCCAGACAUCAACAAGCUCAGCAUUCCUGCUGAGAAAAUGUGGAACAGGCUUACAGCAUUUAGGACCUCCUAAAUACUUGGCAACAUCUCUCACAUCUGACUGCAGCAAUUACAACCGCACCCGCAGUGAUUAAAUGGAACGAAUUAAUUCUCGGUUAGGGAGACAAAAUGUCAUAAAUCAUACUCAAUUAAACUCGUUGCUGUGGCUCAUUGUGCAAAAGUGCUAUUGAUUAAAGAUCAGUGGAGCAAA